UCAGGGAAAAACGUGAGGUUUAUGUUUGAGCUCAUCACAUCAUCAUCAUCGUCGCAAAAUUAAAACUACACGAGUUAGCAAAAUAAGCACAUUCUCCCACCCCUGCUUUUUCCUGCCCUUAUGUUUCCAACAUGAAGAUGUGGUUGGUUGUCCCACAAGGUUCUAAGUUUUUAUAUAUAAGUAGUUAAUGUUAAUGUUGAAAAGUGUGCAGUGUUUACAUGGAUUCGGAUUAGACAACAACAUGAUUCAUGGGCGAAUAAUGUAUAUUCCGCUUUUGCUGUUGCUCUUACUCUACCGUGUUCUUGGUCAGGCGGAUGACUACUAUUUUAAUAACAGAGAUUACCAGCCAUUACAGCAACAUCAACAACUGCCAGUAGUAGGACGUAAUAAUUUCCACCCGGAACCUUACAACACUCCGUACACGCCAUUGUCCUACUCAAAUAAAGAUUUUGUGCAAAUAUCUCCAUACUACAAGAACAAUGGCGAUAAUUUUAAUGAAUUUCAGCAGCCGCCAUACUCCAAUGCCAAAUCAAUGCCAUUUGCUGUACCCAGUGCAAUAACAGUGCCCACAGAUCUGUGGUCUGGUCCACCCAUAGUGGUUGAAGAUAUUAAUGAUUACCAUUCAACCACCAACCGUAUUGGACGUGUGGGUAAUAAAGUAUCGUCUUUUCGUAGCACUAAUAACUUACAUCCCAACCACCACACCCAAGGAGCCAAUGAUGAAGGAAGGAACGAACAACCACACCAACUGCCUCCACAGUUGCAACCGUCACAUUUUAAUUAUGACAAUGGAGUAGUAUAUCACAGUGAUAUUCGGCGGCAUCAAAUAUUUAACUCAGCUCACACUGAAGCUUCUACAACAGGACAGGAACAACAACCACAACAAAAGCCCCAAAUAAAUCUUAAAAUUUACAAUGAACCAGAAACAUCCACAAAAACAACGCCAAAUCAUCAGCGUUAUCACGGGAAUGUCGCUCAACCGAAUAGCCAACAAUUAUAUGCCACAACUUCAAAUACAGAUUUGAAUUAUUACCGAACUCGCUCGAUUUUCAAUGGGGCAACUGAAACUGACCCAUUGGCCGAACGAGGAACGGAUUAUGCCAAACAUUUUAUGGAAUAUUUGAAAAAAUAUCCUCGUAGAAUAAAACCAGAAUAUUAAUUGUUAGUCAUUGAAUGAAUUGUAGAAUAAAAUUGAGAAAUUGUAA
Musca domestica (house fly) is the source of this 1205-nucleotide messenger RNA. RefSeq lists its product as uncharacterized. Bases 188 to 1159 code for a protein of 323 amino acids. Lineage: Eukaryota; Metazoa; Arthropoda; Insecta; Diptera; Muscidae. The record is from RefSeq and is a predicted model, not a curated record. The transcript is spliced from 2 exons.